Molecule: messenger RNA, 566 nt
Organism: Dentiscutata erythropus
Lineage: Eukaryota; Fungi; Glomeromycota; Glomeromycetes; Diversisporales; Gigasporaceae
Source: the annotation of a GenBank genome assembly
GUGAUGGUUUAUUAUUAGCUUUGUUACUAGUUGUUUGGAGUAAUAUUGUAAUUGAGCUUGUAGAUUCAGAAAUUUCUUCAUUAAUAUCUAAUUCUAUAUUAGAUGGAUUAGAUCCUCAGUAUCAAGCAUCUACUUACCCAACGAUAUCUGAUGUUUGUUUGUGCUUUGGAUGUAUUUUUCAAUAUCUUGAUAAAUUUAUUGAUGAUGAAUUGCAUUUGGAAAAAUCAAUUCUUGAUCCAUCUUCAAAACUUACAACAUUUGCAUAUAGUGAAAAAAGAGAUAAGGCUAUUGCAAGUUUAUACAAUUUAAUGCAAAUAGACGAACCACUAGAAGAAUUAAAUUUAUACUUAUCUUCACCUCCGUGUUCUAAAGAUCCUUUUAACUGGUGGGCAUUAAAUAGAUAUCAGUUUCCUACUUUAGCAAAAAUAGCUUGUAAUUAUUUAGCUAUUCAAAGAACUAGUGUUUCUUGUAAAGAGUCAUUCUCAGUAGCAGCAAGAACAAUAACAAAAAUAAGAAAUCAUCUUCUUUUUGAAACAGCUCGUACUUUGCUUUGUAUGAAAAGCUAG